Molecule: messenger RNA, 520 nt
Organism: Lycium ferocissimum
Lineage: Eukaryota; Viridiplantae; Streptophyta; Magnoliopsida; Solanales; Solanaceae
Exons: 3
Coding region: 8-520 (170 amino acids)
Source: RefSeq, a predicted model, not a curated record
GGAGCAAAUGCCUAGAUCUUUGUGCUCCUCUGUAGGGGCUUCUGAAAAUGAGGUGGAAUCUUUACACAAGAGUGCUCUUUAUGUUAAUCAACCUAUGCAAACUCCUUCGAAAAGCACAAGAUCGAAUUUGACCAUGUCUUCUAAUCAAGAAAUGCGAACAAUGGAUAAAAACUCCUCGGUUCUUGAGAAAAAGCAUAUGAAAACCAAUAUUUCAUUGCCUCCAUCUACUGAUCAAGUUAUGCAACACUCCCAAACAACUGAAAUAAGUUCAUCUAAUCCUAAAAAACUGAAAAGAGUUCGGCGGAGGAACAAGUGCAAAGAAGUUGCAUUACUUGAAGUUGGACAAAAGCUGAAUGUAACCUUUUACAAUAAUCGAAUGGUUGGAACGAAUAGCAAACUAUUUUCGAGGCACUUGGGAAGGAUAAUUCGUGACCGUAAUAUGUGUCCGUUGGGAGUAUCAUCGUGGAACGAUAUUAAGCAAGAAAAGUUGAAUCACAUGUGGGCAGCAAUUGAGGUCUAA